Molecule: messenger RNA, 2130 nt
Organism: Anastrepha obliqua
Lineage: Eukaryota; Metazoa; Arthropoda; Insecta; Diptera; Tephritidae
Product: putative inorganic phosphate cotransporter
Exons: 5
Coding region: 347-1867 (506 amino acids)
Biological process (GO): monoatomic anion transport; transmembrane transport
Cellular component (GO): plasma membrane
Molecular function (GO): transmembrane transporter activity
Source: RefSeq, a predicted model, not a curated record
CUUUUUCCUCUGGAGACAUAUAAUUAUAGGAAAAAGUGAAAUCAGUUGCUCUAUUGCUACUACACAUCUACAAGAAGUCUUGAUAUCAGCUAGAAGAUUGUGGAAAGAACAGUGAAUGAUGAAAGGCUGUAUUUGUGUGUGAAUAAGUGAAAACGCGUCACUAGCUUACCGGACGAAUGGAGAUUCAGCUUGUGCUAGAAAAAUAUUAAAAAAAAAAAACGUCAUACCAUACGACGCAUGAACUUCCUAAAGAUAGCUUAAUUCAAAUACUAAUUUCUUGGUGUCCAGCAGCAGGUGGGCGUUAGGUGCAUGCAUUGCAUUUAAGCAGAUUUGAAACGCUGGUAAAAUGGUUUUCUGGUGUGAUUGCUUCAAUGGUGGCUACCAACCGAUUGAUGCGGCGAGACAAGGCCCACGUUUUGGUGUACGUCAUCUUCAAUGCUUCCUUGCCUUUUGCGGUCUGGCCGUGGCUUAUGCUCUGCGUGUAAACCUUUCGGUGGCUAUUGUGGCCAUGACAGAUCGGAAUUCUACAAACCCUGCCUUUGAGGAAUUCGAUUGGGAUGAAAGCAUUAAAUCGUAUCUGCUCAGCAGCUUCUUUUGGGGCUAUGUAGUGACACAAGUACCCGGCGGCUACCUCGCUCAUCACUAUGGUGCAAAAUAUACGUUCCUCUUUGGUGUCCUAAUUUGCUCAUGUCUCGCUAUUUUAACACCAUUUUGUGCCCACGUAGGCGACUGGCCUUUGGUGUUAACACUGCGCGCCGCUCAGGGUUUAUCGCAGGGUAUGAUCUUCCCAUCGACUCACACAUUCCUCUCGAAAUGGGCACCAGCUGAGGAGCGCGGUCGCCUCGUCAGCUAUUGCUAUUCAGGCUCACAAUUCGGUACGGUGGUAAUGCUUUUCGUCAGUGGUUACAUAGCCUCUUCUUGGCUUGGUUGGCCCAGCAUAUUUUAUUUGUCCGGUACCGUUGGCAUUUUAUGGUCAUUCGUUUGGUACUACUGCAGCUCGAGUACACCAGCUGAACACCCAUCGAUUAGCGUAGCAGAGCUGCGUUAUAUUGAAUCGUCUGGACAAGUACGUAGACCUUCGGAUGCUGGCCGCACUACCGGUGGCGCACAAACGCAAGCACACAAAGUGCCCUGGGCGGCUAUGUUCACUUCACCACCAUUCCUCACAUUGAUUUUAGUGCAUUCAUCAAAUAAUUGGGGUUUCUGGACUUUACUCACCGAAAUACCGACUUAUAUGAAGAAUAUACUUGGUGUGGAUAUACGUAGCAAUGGACCGCUAUCGGCGCUACCAUACUUUGCAAUGUGCCUAUUGUCGUAUGGUUUUAUCUUCUUGGCAGAUAUACUAAAUGCGCACUUUACAAUGCCUCUAUGGGUAUCACGUAAACUCUUCAACACCAUCGGCCAGUGGGUGCCAAUGGCAGCGUUGAUGGGCUUGGGAUACAUCAAUGCGGGUGGUAGCUUCAAAUUGGCUGUAACACUGCUAACCAUUGCAGUCGGUGCGAAUGCGGCCGCCUAUUUGGGUUCGCAGGUAAAUCACAUAGACCUGGCGCCAAAUUUUGCCGGCACAAUGAUGGGCAUUACGAAUUGUGUGGCGAAUGUGAUGAGCAUAAUAGCACCGCUCACAGUUGGAUUGAUUGUUACGGAUGAGAAAAAUCCCGCACAAUGGCGUAUUGUGUUCUAUGUGAGUGCAUUCUUCUACUUUGCUGGCAAUCUGCUCUUCCUUAUCUUUGGACGUACGAGCCCACAGAAGUGGAAUUUUCCAGAAACACGCACAAAUAACGUUGAAGGCGGAGAUAAUAGAACCGACGAUACACAAGAUCUAAGCGACGACGAAAAUGCGCCGCUAAAUCGUAACGCUGCACCAUAAGGCUAUAAAUUCAAGGGUAUUAUUUUAUUUUUGUGAUUUGCAAAAAUAUGUUUCUGGCUAUGGAUGUUUUCAGAAUGUUGUGAUACAAGUUGGUUUUUCUUUUAAUUAUUGUGGGUAAAUUACUACUUCAAAAUCUAUAUUGUAUAUGUAAACACAUUCGUGACAGUUUGUAAACUGCUAACUGCGACAAACAUGACAACGUUUCCACGACAUUCGGUUCUACGUUACCGAAACGAUUGGGAUUUAUGUCCGGCCAAGAACUG